GAACGGCGACAGACUCUGGCCUGUGGGGAAGAGAGAGAGGAGAAGGGGGAGCAGCUGCCCGGAAUUGUUUUCGCAGGGGGCGUUUGAGCUGCCGGCCGCACCACCUAAUCGCCGCCGCGCUUGUUCACCCCACCGCCCGAUGGCGGCUGCCACGCCGCCGCCGCAGGCGGCUCGCCCGGCCCCGUCCGCCGCCGCCGCGGCCAAGCGAGUAUCGGGCGGCGCCGGGGGGCCGCUGAUGGGGAAGUACGAGCUGGGGCGCCUGCUGGGGCACGGCACCUUCGCCAAGGUGUACCACGCGCGGCACGUCGGGACGGGGGAGAGCGUUGCCAUCAAGGUGCUCGACAAGGAGAAGGCCGUGAAGAGCGGGCUCGUCUCGCACAUCAAGCGCGAGAUCGCCGUGCUCCGCCGCGUGCGCCACCCGAACAUCGUGCACCUGUUCGAGGUCAUGGCCACCAAGUCGAAGAUCUACUUCGUCAUGGAGCUCGUCCGCGGCGGCGAGCUCUUCUCCCGCGUCUCCAAGGGCCGCCUCAGGGAGGACACCGCCCGCCGCUACUUCCAGCAGCUCAUCUCCGCCGUGGCGUUCUGCCACGCCCGCGGUGUCUUCCACCGGGACCUCAAGCCAGAGAACCUCCUCGUCGACGAGCACGGCAACCUCAAGGUGUCGGACUUUGGGCUCUCCGCCGUCGCCGACCAGUUCCGCCCCGACGGCCUGCUCCACACCUUCUGCGGCACGCCGGCCUAUGUCGCCCCCGAAGUGCUCGGCCGCCGCGGGUACGACGGCGCCAAGGCGGACGUCUGGUCCUGCGGCGUCAUCCUCUUUGUGCUCAUGGCCGGGUAUCUCCCUUUCCAUGACAAAAACCUCAUGGCCAUGUACAAGAAGAUUUACAAGGGCGACUUUCGCUGCGCGAGGUGGUUCUCCAAGGACCUUGCCAGCUUGCUGAUGCGUAUUCUUGACACCAAUCCAAACACUAGGAUCACUUUGCCUGAGAUAAUGGAAUCUCGCUGGUUCAAGAAAGGAUUCAAGCCGGUAAAGUUCUACAUCGAGGAUGACAAGCUGCACAGCGUGAUAGAUGAUGAAGAUGGCCUGCUGGACAUGGGACCUGCUGAUCCACUUCCUCCUCCAUUGCCACCACCACCACCACCUCUACCUCAACAGAAGUUUGAUGGUGAUGAUUCGGGGUCGGAAUCGGACUCAUCGGUCUCAUCCUGCCCUGCUUCGGUGUUAUCUGAUGAGAGCCAGAGGCCCCGUGGGUCCCUCCCUCGCCCAGCAAGCCUUAAUGCAUUUGAUAUCAUAUCAUUCUCAAGGGGAUUUAACUUAUCAGGGUUGUUUGAGGAGAAAGGGGAUGAGGUGAGGUUCGUCUCGGCUGAGCCCAUGUCGGAUAUCAUAACGAAAUUGGAGGACAUUGCAAAAUUGAAGAGUUUCAAGUUGCGGAGGAAGGACUGGCGGAUGUGCCUGGAAGGUACUAGGGAGGGAGUUAAGGGACCACUAACAAUUGCCGCGGAGAUAUUUGAACUCACACCGCCCCUUGUAAUGGUGGAGGUAAAAAAGAAGGCGGGGGAUAAUGAAGAGUAUGAGGACUUUCUCAACAAGGAACUGAAGCCAGGGAUGCAGCACCUUGUCCACCAUAUGGUUCGAACUCCAAGUAUGACUACAGAUGCCGAGUAGGUCAAAAGGCUCUCAAGGUAACAGCGGAACUUCACUUGGAGCUAAUGGGCGCAGCAGAAGGCAACAUUCGGAGCAGCAAUGAGGCUAGUGACCGAGUUCAGCGCAGCUGACCGGUAGAGAUCAUGUAGUCAGACAAAAAAGGUUGACAGUUUUCGCGCUACCGUAGUUCCGCCGCCGUUGAUGAGCUCCUCACCCCACCCUCAUGACUGAAUAAGUCUGUUCCUCCUCGAGGGAGGAAGGGAGGUUGUGGCUGUACAUACUCCGGAUGGUCGGUUGGUACGUAUCUGAGAAUAGGUGGUUGUUGAAUGUACUAUCGCAGGUGGUGCACGCCUGCUAUUGGUUUUACGAGCAAAUCCAAUAAUUUUGGUUAAUCAUAUGCUUUCCUGGACCA
Messenger RNA from Panicum hallii, 2057 nucleotides. RefSeq names its product CBL-interacting protein kinase 19-like. Gene Ontology annotation, biological process: protein phosphorylation; signal transduction. Bases 140 to 1666 code for a protein of 508 amino acids. Lineage: Eukaryota; Viridiplantae; Streptophyta; Magnoliopsida; Poales; Poaceae. The transcript has 2 exons. The record is from RefSeq and is a predicted model, not a curated record. Gene Ontology annotation, molecular function: ATP binding; protein kinase activity.